AUGAGCUUGGCCUCCUCUCUUGCCCUGGGCAGCGGCCUCUCCCUGCAGGAGACACAACAACGGGAGGCUCAGGCCGAGCUGUUGCUCCUCCAAUGCUGGGGGGAGGACAAGAAGGCGAUGGUUCAGGACACGGCCAACAAGCGUUCGGAGAUGGACCAAACGGAGGAGCCAGAGAGGGAGCGCGACGCGAAGUACUCCAGACCGGACUCCAAGGGUGGCUACGGCAGGGGCGGGAGAGGCAAGGGCAAUCAGCCAAAGGCCAAUGGCCCUCGCAGACAGCCCUUCCGCCGCUCGGCGGAGACAGAGGCCGGGGCGCCGGAGGGCAUGAUGUGGCUUCUGGGCAAGCUCCUUCUUCGGCACGAGGAUCAAAUGGGCAUCGACAAGACCCAAAACAGCUUUGUCAUGUUCUUCAAGCGAGAGAGUGCUCUCUCCCUGAUCCCUCUCUUCGUGCAGAAGUCUCAGCACUGGAAUGCCCUCAAGGAGCAGAAGCAGGAAAAGAUGGACGAGAUUGCUCUCCCUCUCAGAACCUUCCUGUUUCAUACCCUGUUGGAGGCUCUGGUGAAGCGCAUCAAGGAUACCGUGCAGAACGACGAGCAGCUGAAGACGGCCACCACCCUCCAGGUGUUCCUUCCACGGGACGGCGACGCGGAGCUACAGGUGCCUUUUCUAAGCUACAACCAGGAGACCAAGACUCUGGCGCCUCGGCAGGAUCUGCAGCCCCUUCCGGUCUCAACGAUGCUCGAGAAACUGCAGGUCUUACAGAAGCAGUGCCUUUGUCCCCUGGCCAUCAUGCGCUUCCACUCCACCCAACGGCUCAGCGGGCCUCUCCAGGGCCCCACCGUGCCCUUCCUGCUUCAGGUGGGUCACAGAUCGCCGGAAGCAGCCGAGCUAUAUCUGAGCCUCCGCUCGCUGGCCAAUUCAGCGAUUUGGCAGUUGGUGGGAGGGUCCCUGCGCCCGGAGAAAAUGGGUCGCUCCGCGCUGGCGACAGAACUUGCUCGCCGUCUGCAAGGGCCCUUCACUCAGAGUGAUCUGGUCCGCGGCCAUGCAUUCAGUCAUGCGGAGAAUGACUACACAGGUCUUGCGGUUUGGCCAGCUCCGUGGCGAGCGGGCCGCGACGAACCCUUCAGCAAUUUGCAGCUUCUGGGGACAGACUACGCUUUGCGGGACACCCUGGCAGGCUACCUGGGAGAGGAGUGCGAGCUGGAAAGUGCCAUGAUCAUCACGGUGGACCCUGGCGCUCCUGCACAAAAUGCGCACGUGGACACGCAGGAUGAGGGCAGCGUGUCUGUGCACAUACCAAUGCACUCGCUUCACGACGGCUUUGCGCCGCUGGGUUUCUGCAUGGGCUCGCAUAUAGAUCCAAGUGUCCUGUCCGCUCCUCCACGACUCAAGCUGCGGGGUGCUGAGCGCCGUCAGAAAGCUGAGGAGGCGCUUCAUAGGCAAACGCGUGCCACAGCAAAGGAAGAGCACUUUCUGCAGUGGGGUCCCAGCGAGGUGGCCUUGCUGCCAGCUGUCGAUUUCCGAAGAGGAGCCAUGCGCGUUCUGGUUCGCAACUUCCGCGAUGAUGCGGCCGAGGCUUUGGGCCUUCAACAAGGCGACGAGGUGACUCACGUGAACGAUCUGGACUUCGUGACGUGGCUUGAGGUCAAAGACCAUGUGCCUGAACUCAGGGACAACAUAGUGGCCAGGGUGCUCAGACCCGUCACAGAGCCCAAUGCUGCAGAAGCUCUCGAGGAGGAGCUGCCAGCUCUCUCUGCAGCUCCUGCAGAUUCCAGCCAGUCGCAAGCACCUUCAAGGCUGCGUGCUUGGUUCAACACCAAGCGCUAUGCUGAUCGAAUGCUGGUCGGAGCGCCGCUCAACAUCGGAGAUGCACUGAUCUAUGAUUCCAGGACAGUGCAUUGGGGAAUGGCGAACUGCGAAAGCUAUCCCCGCUAUGUCCUGUACUUGAACUUCAAGAGGGGCGCCUUUCGCGGCUGCUCUCCAGAUGCGAUUGCAAAACGCUCGGCUUCUGUCCGCUGCCUGCAGGAACGAGGCCGCUUUCAAGACAGGUUCAAGCGAGAACUGCACUACAUGGCAUAG
Messenger RNA from Symbiodinium sp. CCMP2592, 2079 nucleotides. NCBI's taxonomy places the organism in Eukaryota, Dinophyceae, Suessiales, Symbiodiniaceae. The record is from the annotation of a GenBank genome assembly.